This is a messenger RNA of Capsicum annuum, 1061 nucleotides long. RefSeq names its product perakine reductase. The coding region runs from base 86 to 916 and encodes 276 amino acids. NCBI's taxonomy places the organism in Eukaryota, Viridiplantae, Streptophyta, Magnoliopsida, Solanales, Solanaceae. The transcript is spliced from 7 exons. Gene Ontology annotation, cellular component: cytoplasm. The record is from RefSeq and is a predicted model, not a curated record.
AACUUCAAACAUAGCUAUCCAAACGGGUCCUAAGAACUUCAGAAAAUGAUAGCAGGAUUAGCGUAAUGGUUGACGCAAUUGAGCAAUGGCAGACGCAGUUGAGAUGCCUAGAGUAAAGCUGGGAAGCCAAGGACUUGAGGUCUCUAAAUUAGGUUUCGGCUCUAUGGGGCUCACUGGAGUCUAUAAUGCUCCUGUUUCUGAGGAGGAAGGCAUUGCAAUAAUCAAGGAGGCUUUUAGUAAGGGAGUCACAUUUUUUGACACAUCAGACAUUUAUGGCAUGGAUCAUGGGAAUGAAUCCUUGGUGGGGAAGAUGCGAGAAGUUAAGAAAUUAGUUGAAGAAGGCAAAAUAAAGUAUAUUGGCCUGUCUGAAGCUCACCCGGAGACAAUAAGGAGAGCACAUGCAGUUCAUCCUAUCACUGCUGUACAACAGGAGUAUUCUCUAUGGACCCGUGACAUCGAAGAUGACAUAAUUCCAGUUUGCAGGGAGCUUGGGAUUGGGAUUGUUCCAUAUAGCCCUGUUGGACGUGGGCUUUUUGCUGGAAAAGCCGUUCUUGAAAGCUUGCCCGCUAACAGUUUUUUGACUACACACCCUAGGUUUAUUGGAGAGAACUUUGAAAAGAACAAAUCUAUAUAUUUUCGUAUGGAAGGAAUAGCCAAGAAGCAUGGAUGCUCUCCGGCUCAACUUGCUAUUUCAUGGGUUCUUCACCAAGGGAAUGAUAUUGUACCUCUUCCUGGUACAACAAAGAUAAAAAAUCUUCAUGAUAACAUAGGUUCAGUGAGAGUAAAGCUCACGGAAGAAGAGGUAAAAGAACUAUCUGAUGCAGUGCCCAUCGGUGAAGUGGCAGGGCGGAGAAUUGGCGAGGCUCUUUAUAAGACAUCAUAUAAGUUUUCCAUUACACCAACAACAACCAAAUGAUAAUCAAUUGUGCGCUAUUCCAAGUACAGGCUUGAGCUUGUUGCUUCUCUUGUUUCCCUCUUAAAUACAUUGUCAUAUGAUCAUUUCUCUCUUUUUGUACUGCCACAAUUUGAAUAAAGGAUCUGUCUGCUUGUGUUUUAUCUCA